AAACAUAUUCACAUAUAUAUAUAUACAGUUAAUAUUCACUCUUGCUAGGCUUAAGAUCGACGUCCUCAAAUGAUCAAGCUCCGAACCUGUUUAGCGCUCACUCAAAUGGUCGUAAUAUAGAAUUUAUGAAAACUCAAGGCUCAAACGAGCUAAAAAGCUGGGCUAUGACUUGGUCGUCGGUCUAGCCAACUGGCCGAAAGACUGAGCAGCUGUGAAUUGCAUUUUUGCAAGCUCUACUUUUAAGGUUUCCGUAUUUGGUUCCGUAUAAUUAGUUAUAAGCCACAUAAAGUCUUCACAUCAACAUUUAAUUAGGAUUAUCAAGUUGAGACUCGAUUUCGGCUUGUGCUUCAAACUUUCGCAAACUAUUUCAACUACAUGCAGACAGAAACGAAACCAAACGAAACGAAAAUCAAUUUUUGUGCAGGUUUUGAUUUCAUUGACAGCUUCUGGAAUGAGACGCAACGAAACAACAAUGGGAGAAGUCCCAAACAAUGCUAAGUAGCUUGUCAAGGUCUGCCCAAUUAGUUUUCAUUACAGCUCGUUUUCGUUUGUGUAUUUUCAUUUCGUUUUCUUUGCUCGAAUUUUUAAUAUUUUGUCUUGGUGACCCGCAUGUAGCUGGUGCAAGGAGUCCACCAAGGGCUAGGGCUUUUAAAGGGCUUCAUUAAAUAGCAAUUACAGCACGCUCAGACCUCUCUCUGACAUAAUCCCCAUUCGCGCGCUGCCCACAAAGUUUGCCGCUGGUAGCUGACUCGAAUCUCACGCCGAAGCCAUAACCUAUCAGCUAGACGAUGUCGGAUCUGCAGGACCAACAGGAUACCCUGAGCGGCAGUCAGAGCCAGAGCCAGAGUCAGAGUCAGAGUCAGAGUCGGUCGACGCCAUCGGAGUCGUCGGCUCAGCCGGUGACCGAGGAGCAGGAGCCGCCCAGCAGCAGCAACAGCAGCAGCAUCAGCGCUGGCCUCGUCGAUGGCGAUCCGGAUAUGGAUGGAGCUAGGGACCUGGACCGCGACAGGGACCGGGAGCCACAUGGCGAGAGGAUACACAAGGAUGACUUUGGGACCCAGCGCGUGUACAAGAAGACGUCGCCGAACUGCGUGAUCACCCUUUAUUUGCCGACCCGUGAGAUAGUACUCAGUGGCAACAAUCCAUCGGUGCUGCGUGGUAUAGUCUAUGUCGACCCGAAAGCCAUUCAAGGAUAUCGCGUUUAUGCUCAACUAACUCUGACAUUUCGCUAUGGGCGCGAGGACGAGGAGGUGAUGGGGCUGCGCUUCUGCAACGAGGCCAUUAUGUCGCUGCAUCAGAUUUGGCCACGCCUCGAGGAGCCCUCGGCGGAGACGCUCAGUCCACUUCAGGAGGCUUUAUUGAAGCGACUGGGCGAUGGGGCACAUCCAUUUACCUUGUCGCUGACCGCCCAGGCACCGCCCAGUGUCCAGCUAGUGCCGGCUAAACGUUACUACGGAGCCCCCAUUGGCACCAGCUACGAUGUACGCUGCUUCAUUGCCGACAAGACGGAUGAAAAGUUCCAUCGGCGGGCCUCCGUCAAGAUGGGCGUGCGGGUCAUCUAUCGCACCGACGUCUUUCACCAUCAUACUGCGCCCGAGAACUUUGCCGCCUUUGCCGGCCAGCAUUCCAACGCUUCGACCCAAUCGCCGCCGGCCAGUGCCACGCCCCCUUUGACUAACAGCGACGGCCACGAGCAAACACCCAGCACUAGCAGUGCAGGCGGCGGAGCAGCAGGAGCCGCCGGAGGAGGAGGCACAGGUGCCAAAAGCAAGUCCAAGUCGGAGCGCGGCGAAUCGUUUCCCAAGCUGCGCCUCUCGCCCAAGUCUUUUAGGUUCAGCGGACGCUUUGGUCGCAGCAAAAGCGAAAUCGAGCGGUGCCCCAACGACCCAUUCCAUUGCUACAGCAAGUCCUUCCAGGAGCACUGCGAUAACACCGGCUCCGAAAUGCUACCACCCCAUAGCAAUGCCGGCGUCACCGGCGGCAUCGGUGGCAUCAGCGUUGGACCUUGCGGCGGGCCCCAGGGCGCCGUAGACAAGCCGUUUCUGCUGCACGAUGGACGCGUCGGCUUAAGGGCCAGUCUGGACAAGGGCUGGUACACGCACGGCGAGGAUGUCAAUGUCACGGUCAACAUACGCAACGAUAGCCGCAAGACGGUGCGCAAAGUGCGGGUCUGCGCCAUUCAGCACGUGGACGUCUGCAUGUUCAACAAUGGGAAGUUCAAGAACGUCGUCGCCGACUCGGAAAAUAUUUCGCCCUCUGUGGACCGCACCGUACCGCCGGGUGGCACAUUGAACACGACUGUGGCACUGCGUCCACAGCGCGGGCCCACCAAGAACUGGAUCGCAUUGGAGGACACGCUGCAGCGCAGCACCGAGCCGGAUGAGAUAACUGGCGCCAUUGCUGCAUCGGCCAUACGCUCGCCCAAUUUCGUUAUGCAGGCCGCCCAGCUGCUAAGCGGCCAUCCACUGGCCAGCCCGGCCAUGGCCAUGCCGCAGCCGCCCAACUCGGCUGCCCUGAGCGCAGCCACUGUCAGCAGCAGCGGUGGCAACGGCUUGGGCGACGAUCGCAAUGUCUUCGCCAUUUACGUGUCGUACUAUGUGAAGGUGAAGCUGACGCUGAGCGGCAUGGGCGGCGAGUUGUCUUUGAAGCUGCCCUUUGUGCUCGUCCACGUGGAUGAGUCGAUGCGUCCGGGCCACACUUCGUCCACGUUGGCCGAGCUGCGUUUGGAGCGGCUAACACUGCAGGAUGUGCCCGUUGGCCGCAAGAAUGGUAAGCGCUUGUCCACCAUGGAUAAAUCUUCGAACACCUCGCCGCUGCCAUUCGGCGAUGGUCCAUCGACGAGUGCUGCGGCCGCUGCUGCAGCUGCAGUCAAUGUGGGCGUCGACGACAUCAGCCAACUGGACUGCAUCGAGCCGGCCGACGAGGAGUUCAACAUAUGCGUGCCCGUGCCAACUGGGCCACCGAAGCAGAGCUCCAGCAUCCAGAAGCGACGCCUGCAGCGCAGCGAGACCUUGGCCAGAGACAUCGAUGAUACCGAGGAGCCGCAGGUCGAGCCGCAACAGGUCGAGCAGCAUGUCGUCCAGGUGCACUUGGAGCAACAUCGCGAAGAGGAGCGCCAGCAGCCCACCACCGAGACGGGCACCAUUCCAAAGACCACAAAUGUCUGAUUCUGAUUGUGGUCUCAGAUGUUUGCCAAACGCAAGAAGCCGUAGGAGCAGGCAAACGUUGGCCGGACACAGCCCAGAAAAGGUCAAAACGAAGUAGAGAGGAGAACACGACGAGUUACAACAGGAAGAAUUUGUGAGCACGACGAAGAUGAAGAUGAAGAAGACGAUGAAGAAGGCGAUGACGAACCAGAAGAUGAUGAUGAUGAUGAUGAUGAUGAUGAUGACGAUGAUGAUGAUGACGAUGACGAUGAAGAAGAAGAAGGUAUAAGUGUAUAAUUGAUGCGAAAGCGUAAACGAUUCAGUUUUGGUUUCAAAGGAAAAAACGAUUUCACGAUUAGCAUAGGAGCCCCCUGGAUAGCGGUUAGGCAGGCACAGGGGGCGGUGGUGGUGGUGGGGUUUUUUUGGGAUG
Molecule: messenger RNA, 3576 nt
Organism: Drosophila hydei
Lineage: Eukaryota; Metazoa; Arthropoda; Insecta; Diptera; Drosophilidae
Exons: 7
Coding region: 789-3167 (792 amino acids)
Biological process (GO): signal transduction; G protein-coupled receptor internalization
Cellular component (GO): cytoplasm
Molecular function (GO): G protein-coupled receptor binding
Source: RefSeq, a predicted model, not a curated record